Messenger RNA from Necator americanus (New World hookworm), 657 nucleotides. RefSeq lists its product as uncharacterized. Lineage: Eukaryota; Metazoa; Nematoda; Chromadorea; Rhabditida; Ancylostomatidae. The record is from RefSeq and is a predicted model, not a curated record. The transcript has 5 exons. The coding region runs from base 1 to 657 and encodes 218 amino acids.
AUGAUCAAACGGUCAUUUAUUUCGCUAUUAGCGGCAGCAAUCGUCAGCAUUAGUGGUGCUUCUUCAUCUCGAUUCCUCUCGAAGGAACUCCUAACAGGCAAAAUGGGCCUGUUAUCACCACCGGGGAAUUCUGAUUUUGAAGGUUGCAUGGAUAACACAUUCGACAAUGCACAAAUAGCUUUCAACAUCAAACUCGGCAUAGAUCCUACACUAACGUGGAAGAACGCUACGGAAUUGGCAGAGCAGGUGCACGUGCUUAUCGAUAAGAGUGUGGAUAGUUUUGUACAAGUAUGCAACGCUCGACAACUCUACGCUUUCAAACUUGGCUACACAUAUCCGUUUUGCGUGAAUCGUUUCUAUCUUCUGAAUCGGGACGCGACGGAUUUCAAUGAUGCGGUCUUCUAUGUGCACAUCUUUAAACACCUUGAAUUCAUCUGCAGCACUGGAUUCGAUGUUUUCCAACAAAAUCUUCCAUGUAUUGUUAAUGCGGAGCACACCGGUGGUACUGUAUAUCAAGCGUGUUACUACAAAUUCCAGCAGAUAGUUCAAAACAAUCCGUAUAGAUACUGCGAACCGGUUGGACUCAGUGUGAGAAGGAGCGAAUCGGAUUCGCCUACGAUUGCCCGGGACUCUCUUGCUGAUCAGCAGUUGAUCUGA